Messenger RNA from Alligator sinensis (Chinese alligator), 1559 nucleotides. It is a transcript of the gene TRMT10B, whose product is annotated as tRNA methyltransferase 10B. Gene Ontology annotation, cellular component: nucleus; nucleoplasm. NCBI's taxonomy places the organism in Eukaryota, Metazoa, Chordata, Crocodylia, Alligatoridae. The transcript has 10 exons. Gene Ontology annotation, molecular function: tRNA binding. The coding region runs from base 321 to 1280 and encodes 319 amino acids. The record is from RefSeq and is a predicted model, not a curated record. Gene Ontology annotation, biological process: tRNA N1-guanine methylation.
GAGGCGGGCGAGCUCGGGGCGGGGCCGGCUGAACUACAGCUCCCGGCAUGCAGCGCGGGCGGACCGCCUCCAGCUGCGCACUGGCGUAGCUUGCAGGGUCCCGGCCCGGGCACUAGCGACUGGGGUUGCUCCCACCUGGCCAAAAGUCAGGCUGAUAAAUGUAGCCAGUCAGACUUGCUGCUCGGACUGUGUGUUCCUGGCUGGAGUACUUCAGGUGGUGUGACUCCAUGGGGUGCAACUUCAUGCUGACUUAUGAGGUUUCCCGUCUGCCUCCCUGGGUGCAGUAGACCAGGAAGUCAGAAGGCAGGGCAAAGAAAAAAAUGAAACAUGCAGAGCUGGAGACAGAGCACAGCGACUUCAUGGCUGCAUUAGACCAAGACUGGGAGUGUGGGGCAAUCUGCCCGGGAAAUGGAGGGCACGAGGAGGAUGUCUGUGAAAGCUUAAGUUUCCUGCAGAUCGACACUGGCUGGGACAGCCCAAAGGACCUUCCUGUGGGAUGUGAGAUGUGGGUCUCGAGGAAUGUUCUAAGGAAACAGAGACACUGGGAAAGAACAGUUACAGCAAAGAAGAAUAAGAGAAAACAGGAAAGAGAGAGAAGAAAAGCCAAACAUGGUGAAGAUAAAGGUUCAUCUGAGCAGCACAGCAAGCGCGUUUUAAAGGCAAUUACAAGGGAGCGGCUUUUGGAGGCCAAGGAGUGUGGGCCUUGGCUGUGUAUAGACCUGAGUAUGACUGGUCACAUGACCAGGAAGGAAGUAAGUCGGCUUGCUGCUCAGAUAAGGAGGCUAUACGGUUCCAACAAGAAAGCUGAAAAGCCAUUUUGGAUCUGCCUCACGGGGUUUGUGCCAGGCAGUCUGGUUUAUGAUGAGUGCUUCAGAAUGAAUGAUGGAUUCUCCAACUAUCUGAUGGAUACAACUCAGGAAAGUUACCUUGAUCUAUUUCCUUUAGAGACAAUUGUUUUUCUUACUCCAGACUCUGAGAAUGUCCUUGAGGAUGUCGAUUCAAGUAAAGUAUACAUCCUUGGGGGGCUAGUGGAUGAAAGCAUUCAGAAGAAGCUGACCUUGCGGAAGGCACAAGAACAUUCUUUGCAGACAGCCCGGCUACCCAUCCGAGAGUACAUGGUGAAGAACGUUAAUGAGAAGAACUAUCAUUCCGAGAUAUUAGCCAUCAAUCAGGUCUUUGAUGCCUUAUCAACCUACUAUGAGACCAAAAGUUGGCCAGAAGCCUUGAAAGCUGGAGUUUCUCUUGGAAAAGGUUAUAUUCUUCCAGAUGCUGAUAAAUGACUGAAACCACAUCUGCUUGGCAGUGCACAAGAAGAUUCUUUAUUCUGUGAUGUUAAUGGGCUGUACAGACAAGAGGCAAACUCUACCUUGAUUAUUUCAAGCAGAGGCACCAGCAUAAACUUUGUGUAUAGAACAAUGCAGCAUAAUCUAAACCUCUUUUCAGUUGGAUACAUUCUACCUCAUUGGUAUAUUGCUGGAAAAUGACUUUACCUACACCCUGGGACUCAAAUGAAGACCAGCUGGGACUCCAAUAAAGACCAACUGGAACUUAGUUUUACU